Messenger RNA from Dermatophagoides pteronyssinus (European house dust mite), 693 nucleotides. It is a transcript of the gene mRpL48, whose product is annotated as mitochondrial ribosomal protein L48. Gene Ontology annotation, cellular component: mitochondrial ribosome. The record is from RefSeq and is a predicted model, not a curated record. NCBI's taxonomy places the organism in Eukaryota, Metazoa, Arthropoda, Arachnida, Sarcoptiformes, Pyroglyphidae.
UCGGGAAAUAUUCUGAAUUUGUUGUCCGAAAAAAAUUUUUUUAUCCAUAUGAUGAAUUUAGCAAUAAUGUUUCGAAAAUUUGGUUUCCGUGGCCUGAAUAUUGUUUCAAAUUUAACACCGAUUAAAUAUUCACAACCAAGAUUGGCAUCAACCUUUUGCUUGAAAGGUAUUCAUGAACCAGAAUAUUUGGAAUAUCUAAAACCACAGAUUCCAUUUUAUAAUCUAAUCAAUAUUCAGAUAAAAGCUCAUGAUUAUGCAGUAUUGGAUUCAUAUGGAUCAUAUUUACAUCGUUUAUCCAAUCGUUUAGGAUUGGUAGUAGUGAAAUAUUGGUGUGCACCAAAUACAACAACAAAAAUUGAAACACUUCAACAUGAAUCUAAUGUUGUUCAAUAUGAAUAUGAAUUGAAUUUAUAUGAAAGAAAUAUUCAAAUUGAAAAAAUUAGUUCACGUAUUAUGUCAUUAUUGGUGGAAGUUGUUCAUCGAUCAUUACCAGCUGGUGUUCAAUUAUCAAUCCAUGAACAUGAUCAUGAAUUACAUGAAAAAACACGUUAUAUUACUGAUUAUGAAUUAUUGCAAUAUAAAAAAGAAUUGAAAUUAUUAUUGGAUAGUAAAAAUGAUGAUGAUGAAGAAUUAACUGCUACAGGCAAAAAGAAAAAAUAAUUUUUUAAAAAUUAAUAUUUAAUCAAUAGAAAU